Amoebophrya sp. A25 is the source of this 662-nucleotide messenger RNA. The record is from the annotation of a GenBank genome assembly. Lineage: Eukaryota; Dinophyceae; Syndiniales; Amoebophryaceae.
AAGUGAGCCCAGUCUUGAUCCUGGGUUCGCUCGAAGACAUCCCUCACCUCGGCGCGUGCGGAGGAAUUAAGACAAGACCUCUUCUUACUCAAAGAGAGUUAGUACACGUUUAGUUCAUGCAAAGCGUGAAGUCACUAAACCCUGAAAGUAACUAGCUGUAGCGGACAACGCGACGGCAACGCGAUAUAAGUUCAUAAGUUUACUCUCUUCUUUUGCUUGUUUGAGUAUUUGCGUAUUAGGCGUGAACCCUCUCAAAGCAAUGCGUUCGAAAAGUCAAAUAGUCCUCCUCUGGCGCGAAUUGUGAAUAAAUGUAUAAAAGACCAUGGAGGAGCCACGCGCCCUCAGAGCAACGGCGGGGGUCCAGGUGGGCGGGGGAGGACGGCUAGAGAAGAAAGGUAAAGAAAAAGAAGAAUCGCGAUCGCUCAGCUACAGCGCAGCCACGUCCUCCCUUUUGAACGCCAAUAGCGCCUGAACCGUCGUCGCGCCUUCAAGCAUGCUUGAGAUAGUGGCACACUGUGAGCUUCGGGCUGUGAUAUUGUGACGACAGAUUAUCGCAUUUUGGCGCUUUCGGGCGAGUGUGUCUGUUGGAAUAACUUCUACUACUGAAAGAGCGGGGAGUGUAGGAAAUAGAUAUAGAGGGUGUUCACGGAAGAGGACGGGUG